This is a messenger RNA of Botrytis fragariae, 1908 nucleotides long. RefSeq lists its product as uncharacterized. The record is from RefSeq and is a predicted model, not a curated record. Bases 1 to 1908 code for a protein of 635 amino acids. NCBI's taxonomy places the organism in Eukaryota, Fungi, Ascomycota, Leotiomycetes, Helotiales, Sclerotiniaceae. The transcript has 5 exons.
AUGUCUUAUCAAAUGCAAACACUCCCUGGUAUAACCUUGCUUGGUCAGCCCGAGAAAAAUGGAGUUUAUGAUCAACAGGAGAUAGUAACACUUAUAACACAAUACUACGAACUUCUCGCCAAAAUGUGCUACUUUCCCGCAUCCUACAUCAAAUAUGCACCCCACGAUCCUCCCAUCGACGUGGAUCUCGCAAAGAGCUUUGAUCUUGAACCACAAGUCAUUGAAUUUCUUCAAGCCCUGCCAUAUGUUGAGGGCUAUAGCAAUGAAGAUGAGUUUAUACUUGGUGGAAGUUUUGCCGAUAUGAGGGAUCUGGAAGUAUUGAUGCAAAGCCGAGAUCCGGGAUUUGCUUCUCCUAAAGGCGGAUUUGAUGAUGAGAACGGAGAGUAUAUGAGACCUUGGGAAGUCUGCAUCAAUGAAUGUGGAAAUCAUGGAACAAUGAUGUUUCUUGACACGAGGAAUGGCCACAUAACAAUGGAGGGUCAAGAUUCCGGUCAUAGCGAAGACCCCGGCGUAUAUAACUUCCCUGGGGGUCUCCGAAGUCGUAAUCGCAAUUCCCAUGGCCAUCUUCCCAGCCGUCACGCUAGAGAACUCUUCGAAGAUUUUACCAACAGACUUUUAAAACUUCAAUGGAUUCCAAGCUCUGAGGACCGUAGAAUGUUAUCAGAAUGGGAUGAAGAGUACGAAGAUCUGAGACUCCUCUUCCGAGCCUACGGCUGGCCCCAUAAUUUCAAUGCCACCAGCUUCGACUCUGCCUACUCCCGCUGGCGCGAGUUCCUGACGAUAAAGAGCAACGCGUGCGACUCUGCCUCUAAUAUAAUAGAUCAAAAGCUCAAUCUAGAUAGCGCCACAGAGUCUCUAAACUAUCAUUCUAAGUGUGUGCGUAUGGGAGUGUGGGAUCGUGACCCUAGCAAACACCCCGAAGAGAUUUCAAUGUUAGAAACUAUCCUCGAGGAGAACAGGGAAAUAGUCAAUGAGGCAAAUGAAAUUCUAGAAAAAGCUAUUGCUGAUCAUGGAGACUGGAAAGGAGAAAGAGCAGAAAUAAUUAAAGCAUGGAAGAAACAUUUUGAGAAAGAUAUUGAGAGGCAAGAGGGGAAUUUAGAAUGGUGGAGAGGAGAGGGGAGGGCGCAUUGUAAGGAGGAGGAAAUUGAAGAGACUCGGGAGAAGAUACGUAUUUUGAAGGAGAGGUUGGCGAAUGUAGAAGAACAACCAAUUUCAGUAGAAGAGCCCGACGGUGUCAAAUACUACUAUUUCUGCGGUCAUUACUACUACCUCAAUCCCGACGGCUCACAACUCUACGCCUACGGAUCCUGGAAACUGCGAAUCAACACCAGCGGAAAAAGAUAUUGGAUACCAGAACAGCGAGAAUUCGCCUACGAACCUGAUGAGAUGAACGCCCGAUAUAUCUUCAAUUUCGCAGGCGAAGUAAUCUUACGUGAGACACGCGAUCGUUUGCGCGAUAUCGCGGCUCCCAGUCUUGGUACAUUAAUCAUGCGAUAUCAUCGAGGAGCUGCACAAGCGUAUUUAGACGAUCUGGAAAAUAGAAUUGAUAGUGUCAAUGGACGAGAGGAUUGGGAACAGAUGACAAAGGUCGCGUGGGAUGAACUGAUUUAUCUUGAGUGGAAAACGGGGCUGUGGUAUGGAGAGUGGUUGGAGAAGGAACGGAAGAGGCUGCAGGAUAAGGGCCAGUAUACGGAAUAUAAUGUUUGGGUGGACGAUGAAUUGAAGCGUGUGACGGAGGAUAAUGAUGUAGAGAAUAUUAAGGAGGAGAGUAUUGGAGAGGCGGUAAUCAAGAAGGAAAAUGUCAAGACAGAGGAUGUCGAGGAAGAGAUCAUCAAGGAGGAACCUACUGAGGAAGUUUCCAUCAAAGACGAGUUCUCUGGCAAGUUAUUUAUGGAAACAGAAUCUUGA